UAUCCAGUAUUGAUACGAUUUGUCACUUGUCAGUUAAUAACUAUAAGUCUGUGAUCUGACAGAAAAAGUCGUUAGAUAAUACUAGUCUAAAAAAUAAUUUUGAAUUUGAAACUUGAUAAAGAUUGAUACUUCUAAGAAAAUGAAUAUAUGUGAUACUGUAGUGAAUAAACUUCCCUCUUAUUUACAUGAUUUAUUCGUUAAUCAAUGUGAAGAUGCAAUACGGUUAGUGUUUUUGAACAAAAGUGAUGAGGAUAUUCGUCCCACCAAAAAUACAAAUUUUAUAUUGAAUGAAACUGAAAAUAGUAUAUCUUUGGAUAUAACAGGAAAUCCUUUAGAAGUUGAUUUGAAAGGAGAUGACUCUUUCUUGCCAGAGAAUUUUCAAGCAGAAAUUAUACAACAUUGGUCUGAAAAUGAAAAUAACCAUUUCCCUUUGUCUAUCAAAGAAGCUAGAAAUUAUUUAAAUUCUCGAUCAAGACAUAAAACCAGUAAUUAUGUAUUUGUUCUUUGUGACGGAAACAAUCCACUUAAAACUAUUGUAUUAGCUGUGAGACAAGUAGAAAAGAAUAUAUAUACUUGUACUGUGGACGUUCUAGGGUGCUUUGCAAAAAAUCAUGAAAAUAUCUCACUAAGUUCAAUGGAAAAAAGUCAUCUGUUAUUAACAGGCAAUAAUGAGUCUAAUAUUACUUAUGUUGUAACAUUUAAAUACUUCAUUUUUGGAACUUUUUUGCAGAAUAUUAGAAACGUUUAUGGUACAAAAUAUUUUGGGAGCAUUUGCAUAGAAACAAGUGUUAAUAAAAAGUGUAAUCUCGAUAACCCUAGCAGUUUAGUAGACGGGACAAAAGUAAGUGUGCAAGUUAUUGCUGGUCACAAGAAUUCAUUAAUAAACUUUCUUUGGGAAGAUCUAGUGUCUGUUUAUGAUUAUUUAAAAUAUUUUAUUACUAAUAAAGGAGAUCCGAAUACAGUUAUAUGCCAAAAUCCAUUGCCAGUUGAAGACAUUUAUAAAAGUGUGAAUGAAAUUAUUCAUACAAAUUUGAUCAAAAGAGAAUUAAAAGUAGAAUUCAGUUUAGAAAAUAUUAGAAUGCCAAAUAUUCUAGAUAAACUUUGGAGCAUUGUAAAGAACUGUGAAGAUUUAAAAACUCUUAGAGAUGUAUUCCAUUAUUUUUUUGAAGAAUUGGCUGAAACUGAAUCCAAUCUAAAACUACCUGAAGACAAUACUUCAAAUAUAGCAGCUAUUAUAAAUGGCAUUCUCGAUGGAAAACUAGCUGUCCCAACAAUCAAUUACUCGGAAGCAUUGAAAUUUUUGAUUGAAAUUGGAGCAGGAAAAUUGAAAAGUGACUACCAGACCAUUCUUAAACAAUUCUAUGUACCAGCUGCAAAAUCAAUUUCAUCUAAAUGGAGUGAAUUUGAAAGUAAAUUGUUAGUGGAGGAGACGCACAGAAAAACCAGAAUUACGCAUCAUUUAAAAGACAAUAAAAUUGCAAUUGAAAAAUGUAUGGCGAAACUUGGUUAUCUAUCAAAACUACACAUAGCAACAGACUUGAUUUAUUUAGUAAAAAAUAAUGCUUUUCUACCUGAAGCUACAUUUGAUUACAUUUGUGAGAGAGUUUGCAAAUGUUACGUCGCCACGAAGGAUAUUAUACAUGAAUUUAAGGAUUUGAUCGAGAAACCAGUUUGUAGCUUCAACAUUUCUGUUAAUAAUUUCGAAAGUAAUGUUGUAGAAAAUAAAAUUCCAGACUUUUGCUCUAUUAGAAUGAGAUCCCAACAAGAUAAAUUAGAAACUCAAACUGUUUAUUUGAUGUCUAAAUAUCUCAUUUUCCCCCCUAAUAUUUAUAAUAACUAUGAUAUUGAUAUUGAUGAAAAACAAACUUUGUAUUAUACAUAUAAAUUACAGAGUCGUGUCGUAACUUUAUAAAAUAAAAUACUAUUUUGAAA
Diorhabda carinulata is the source of this 1932-nucleotide messenger RNA. RefSeq lists its product as uncharacterized. Lineage: Eukaryota; Metazoa; Arthropoda; Insecta; Coleoptera; Chrysomelidae. The record is from RefSeq and is a predicted model, not a curated record. The transcript is spliced from 2 exons. Gene Ontology annotation, biological process: mitotic spindle assembly checkpoint signaling; protein localization to kinetochore. Gene Ontology annotation, cellular component: RZZ complex. Bases 140 to 1912 code for a protein of 590 amino acids.